Molecule: messenger RNA, 2959 nt
Organism: Platichthys flesus (European flounder)
Lineage: Eukaryota; Metazoa; Chordata; Actinopteri; Pleuronectiformes; Pleuronectidae
Product: serine/threonine-protein kinase Nek5-like
Biological process (GO): protein phosphorylation
Molecular function (GO): ATP binding; protein kinase activity
Source: RefSeq, a predicted model, not a curated record
GUCAAACACCUGUAGUGUGUUUCCGGACAGUGCGGGGAUCGAACCUGUGCGCUGCUGCUCCGGGUGACCUCUGACCUCCACCUCCACUCUGUGACGUGUGAUGAACAACUAUGAGGUCGUCCGUCAGAUCGGAGAGGGUGCGUUUGGAAAAGCCUUCCUGGCCCGGGAGAGGGGUGGAGACAGACAGUGUGUGGUCAAACAGAUCGACCUCCGGAAGAUGUCCCCCAGGGAGAAGGAAGCGUCCAGGAAAGAGGGGACGCUGCUGUCCGAGAUGAGACACCCCAACAUCGUGUCCUUCUGUGCCUCAUUUCAAGAGAGAGGAAGCCUGUACAUCGUUAUGGAGUAUUGUGACGGAGGAGAUCUGAUGAAGAAGAUCAACAUGCAGAGAGGAGUCAGCUUCACUGAGGAGCAGAUCAUCAGCUGGUUCACUCAGAUCUGUUUGGGCCUCAAACACAUUCACGACAGGAAGAUUCUCCACAGAGACGUGAAGACUCAGAACAUCUUUCUGUCCAACGGAGGGAUGAAAGCCAAGCUGGGCGACUUCGGAAUCGCAAGAAUGUUGAAUAACACCAUGGAGCUCGCCAGGACGUGUGUUGGGACGCCGUCCUACAUCUCACCAGAGAUCUGCGAGGGUCGGCCGUACAACAACAAGACGGAUAUCUGGUCUCUGGGCUGUGUCCUGUAUGAACUCUGCACCCUGAGGCAUCCAUUUGAGGGCAGCAGUUUGAAACAGCUGGUCAGUAAGAUCUGCAGGGGGCGCUACAGCCCAGUGCCCAGCCGCUACUCCUACGACCUCCGCCUGCUGGUCACCCAACUCUUCAAGGUGAACCCCAGAGACCGUCCCUCGGUCAGCUCUGUCCUCGCUCGUCCUUUCCUGGAGAAGCACAUCAGCAAACACCUGGAUCCACAGGUGAUGCAGGAGGAGUUCAGUCACUCGAUGCUCCAUCAGAACAGAGCAGCAGCAUCACGAGCAGCCAGAUCCAGAGCAGCAGAGAAGGUCCAGAGGCGGAGAGGAGCCGAGAGGCCGGGGGCCCGGGGCCCGGGGGGGCCGCCUGCCAGGCCGGACUGGAGGGUCCCACUCAGAGCCGAGACACCCGCCUACCACAGACCUCUUCAUCAAAGAGCAGCACACCCAGUAUCAGAGAGCGACAUCACAGAGCAGCACAACCAGAGGUUCAAGGAGCCUGUCGGUCACUACCAGCUGUACCACGCUCAGCUGGACGUCCUCCAGAGGAGGUGCGAGGAGGACGUCCUUCCUCCUGAGAGGGAGCAGCCGUGUGAAGACCACGCCCCUCGUCCUGUGGAGCCCUAUCAGCUUGUGGCAGCAGCUCGUCAUGAAUACCUGCAGAGGAGACUGGAGGCAAACCAGUACAAGCUGAGAGCAGAGAAGCAGCUGGGUCUGCGUCCGUGCACAGCCGAGCACAAAAGGAGGCCUGGAGGUCGGGAGCGGGACGUGGGACGACCCGAGCACCAACACACACCUCAGGACAGAAGACAGGAAGGACAACAGGAGUACCUGCGUCAGUUGGAUGUCAUCAGGCAGCAGUAUCACCAAGAGAUGAAACAGAUGAGACGAAGAGCUGAAGCUGAGUCUCAUUCAAAACAGAAACAAGGAACCUUCGUGGUGGAGAAAGCCAGAGAAGCUGGAGCAGCCGGCACAGAGCAGCAGGAAGCUGCUCUACAGGACAUGGAAGCAGCUCUGAGGCAAGUGAGAGACGAGACCAGCGCUCUGCAGGGACAUCCCAGAGACAAGAAGGGAAUCAUGUUUGAGAUUCGGUUAGAUGACGAGGAGAAAGAGGGCGUCGACCCACUGAACCAGACCCUGAGCUUCCAGGCGGGGGAGGAGUUGAAGCUCAAGGAUUGGUUGGAGAAAAGAAGGGGGUGGAGUUUGAGGACACCGCAGACUCUGCUGGACGCACUCGCCAACAUGGACGUCCACUCCGUCUACGAUACCGUCGCUGAGACUAACGAAGGUGAGGAGGCAGAGGGUCACAGACAGUGGGUACACGCCCCCCCCACCACGCUGCCGAACGCUCUCGGUCAGGCUGAACUUGCUUCGUCCACUCUGGACUCAGGGACCACAGAUCUAGAGCCAGAGGAUGAAGAAGAGAAGGAGAAGAGAGAGGACGAUACAGAAGAGAAGCAGGAGAAGGAGGAAGAGGAGGAGGACUCUGAUGUGGAGAUGGAUGAAGAGCGACUGGAGCCGAGGUCAGACGACGAAGACACGAACUUUGAGGAGUCGGAGGACGAACUGAGAGAAGCGGUGGCCGACUCCAUGAACAACCUGUUCGUCAUGGAGGACGGGAGCUCGGACGGGACAGACAGCUCAGAGACAGUGGGGGACGAUGGCGAGGACGGGUCUGCAGCGAGUGCAGCAGACCCUCAACAGGUGGUUUUGUCCGAGGCCAGAGAACCUGAGUCCCAGGAGAAGGAUCACACGUCUGUAGAUACACAGCCUCAGACAACCGGACUCGUCAAGCGGUUGUGAAAGAGGAUUUCACAUCCUGCUGAUCACCAGCGCUCAGCUGCUUCCUGCUGACACAUCAAUCUUUAAACAACUCAAAAUAUUUAGUUUCCAGUCAAAUGUUUCCUGAAGCAGCUCUGUGUGUGUGUGUGUGUGUGUGUGUGUGCGUGCGUGCGUGCGUGCGUGCGUGCGUGCGUGCGUGCGUGCGUGUGUGUGUGUGUGUGUGUGUGUGUGUGUGUGUGUGUGAUGAGCGAUCCAGAUCAAACAAGACAACCAUAAAACGCUUGGUGUGGUCAGACACUCAGCUCUGCCCUCUAGUGGAUGUAUUGCUUAACAACCAUGCUAAGGCAAAGCACACAUGGGAGUAGGUGAGCAGUGACGGCUUCAUGCUUUGAAAUGGACGCAGCACUUUUCAUACGUCCAGGCAGAAUAAACAAGUCUUCACAUUUUGGAAUAGGUUUGAAUAUAUUUUAAAUAUGAUGAGUCACAGUAAAU